CAUAAAGCAGCUUGACCGGUACGGUCAGCUCACCCUCGCUAACUCCACUGCAGCGGACACUGGAGAAUAUAGCUGCUGGCUUCAGCUGUGCGGUGGGAACAAGUGCAGGAAGGAUGAGACUAAAACGGGUUCAACGUACAUCUUCUUCACAGAUAAAGAAGAACUUUUUGUACCUACUCCCAGUUACUUUGAGAUUGUCUACCUGAGCCCAGAGAAACCUGCAGUCAUCCCAUGCCGUGUUACUACUCCUUCAGCAAAAGUAACUUUACACAGGGAAUUUCCAGCAGAAGAAAUUGAAACAGAUGGAACGGAUAUUAUUUAUGAUGUGAAGAAGGGGUUUGUCUACCAGCACCCGAGUUCGGAUCAUAAAGGUGUUGUCUACUGCAAGGCAGAGUCACAAGGAGCACCAGAUCAGAUCUCCAUCAAGUAUCACCUCCUGUACGUGGAAGUUCCCAAGGGCCCGCCCUCAGCCACAAUUGCAGCAUCAUCCGGCAGAGCAGAAGUGGGUGACAGCGUUCAUGUCGUCUGCACAGUCCUCGGGGAGCCAGAGGUAGAUGUGAGCUUCAGGUGGCAGUACCCAGGGCAAGAGUCUGAGAGGCCUGUGAUUAUCCAAAACUUCUGGAGAUUGAUAAACAGAGGAACUGGGCAUACCACAAGAAUCUCGAAGAGCGUUGUUCUUGUUGAGGAUUUUGAAGCCAGAGAUGCUGGAAACUACAUUUGCAUAGCUCAGAACUUACAAGGAGAGACAACAGUAGCUACUGAGGUCAAACUAAAUUGA
Messenger RNA from Eurypyga helias (sunbittern), 778 nucleotides. RefSeq names its product platelet-derived growth factor receptor-like (gene PDGFRL). Lineage: Eukaryota; Metazoa; Chordata; Aves; Eurypygiformes; Eurypygidae. The transcript has 4 exons. The record is from RefSeq and is a predicted model, not a curated record. The annotation marks the transcript as partial.